Hydractinia symbiolongicarpus is the source of this 933-nucleotide messenger RNA. RefSeq lists its product as uncharacterized. The coding region runs from base 125 to 658 and encodes 177 amino acids. The record is from RefSeq and is a predicted model, not a curated record. Gene Ontology annotation, biological process: angiotensin-activated signaling pathway. Gene Ontology annotation, cellular component: plasma membrane. NCBI's taxonomy places the organism in Eukaryota, Metazoa, Cnidaria, Hydrozoa, Anthoathecata, Hydractiniidae. The transcript has 7 exons.
UGUCUCGAUGACCAAGGAAAGCAAGACAUUUCAGCGGCGGCGAAAGCGUCUUGUGAUUUUUUGCUUUGCAGUGCAUUACCUUUUCGUUUUUCUCUUGACGAAAGUUACUGAAAGUUAAAAGAAUAUGCCGCUAAAUUUAUCAGGUCUUCCUAAUGUUCCUAUGAGGAUAAUCACCCUUGUGCUCGUUGUGUUAGCAUCAUGGGCAUCGUUGAGUAGCAACUGGAUAGGUGAAUCAUAUUUAUUAGCAAAUUAUUUCGUUGUGUUGCUUGGUUUGUGGGCUGAACGAGAUGCACCAUCACCUGUUCCAGUUCAAUUUUUUUUCUUUGGUAUGAUUUUUACCUUUGUAAACGACAUUUUAUCCGUCAGUAUAUCAUACUCUACUUACAAUGACCUCACAAAAUCUCCAUAUUCCGCAUUAAAACGAUCCACUUUCCAAUUUAACGCAGCAAUGGCGAUUAUUCUGAUUCUUGCCAAACCAAUUGCUUGUCUAUUCAUCUAUAAGGAAUGGCAAACUCGCGUUGACGGUGGUCAAGAGGGCGGGUCCAAUUACGAACAACUGGGUGGUAACCAAAGAGGCGGAUAUCAAGAGUACGGCGGAUAUAAUGAAAAAGCAGAGCACCCACCGCAAUAUCAGCCACCUAAUCAGCCCUUUCCGUAAAAUUUCCGGUGUGAAUCCAAACAAGUGGGCACCGGUCGAACUCUCACUGUAUCACUGUUUAGAAUAAUUAUAUUUCUCAAUUUUUAAGUAGUAUCUAUCUUCUUGUUUAUAACAUUGGUGUAUCUUUAAGUUUCAUAUCUUUCGUCUGAUUAAGUGUUAUUGUUUUUGUACACAAGAAAUUGUAAUUUAAUUCUCUAUUUACAUGUACUUACAUAAUUUCUGUGUGACAUUUACCUAAUUUGAUUAUAAUAUUCGAAUAUAUUUUCUAUGCCAAA